AUGUCUUCUGAUCCAAGCCGUCGGGAUCCUGCAAGCAAGCUACUUGAGGGAGGUCAUCUCGAUCCAGGAUGGACAUCUUACUGCGCAAAUGCUUCAUCUUCUACUGUUUGUUUGGACUCUUCUCAUUUCGAUCCCGCAUUUUGGUGCGGCAGAACGCUAAUGGAUGACCAGAGCUCUGUCAACGACCGUCUAGCGGCGCGUGUCCAUGGCGUUGAAAAGGAGCGCAUGCAGGCGUGUGCAGGACUUGCAGCCGCUUUCUUAGACCUCGAAGGGCACUUUCACCUCCGCAGAAGCAGAGCACUUCAGCUGGGCGAAGAGCAACUUCAUCUGUUCAGUCGGUUGCAGCGCCGGCAGUUACAGCGCGAUGUCCGAGAAGCAGAGAGAGAGGGAGCAUCCGCCGACGCACAUCGCGCCGGAACUCGAGACGCCCUGCGGAAAGGCUUGGCAAACGAACGCAGAAGGCAUUCGCAGCUUGGUAAACCGGGGCGGAGGCCUAGUUCGUGCCGGGAGAGCGGCUCCGUGCGAGGAGAAGACACGGUGAACGCAUGCAGCUCCGCUGAUGCAGAGAAGGCCUUUGCGACCCCCGCCCGGGGUUUGCUUGAGCGAUCCUCUGGCGGAGGCGACACUUCCUGUACGUGCCCUGCGGCGUUGGGGAGUCGGAAGGAGGACAUUUGUUCAAUAUGGAAAGAGGAUGACGAGGCAGCGUCCUCCAACCAAGGACGGCCCCCAACCGGGCCAGCUAGAGAAGACCACGCUGUCUGCGGCGGCGCGGCGCUUGAGAGACAGGGCUCCAGCAGCCCUCGCUCAAGAUUUUUUCUGCGUGGCUCUUCCAAAGCUGUCGAGGAGUUGUGUUGCGACAACACAGAAAGUCCUCGUUCGCGAGGGGGUCGCGGCGACGUAUCCGAAGAGGACGACGACUUGCGAGAGGCGCAUUCGCGGGUCGCCGAGAGCCAAACCGCAGACGGCGGUCUUCGUGAGGGAGAAAGGAAACGCCUCUUUGCCAAACCGCGGUGCGACUUUUUAUCGGCCUUCGAUGCUGCGGGGCUGCGUCUCGGGGCUCGGCAGGGCUCCUGGGACUCCCUGGAGAAGACACUCGAGCAAGAGAGCGAAAACACCUCGGAGUGGAGAGCUCUGGAUGCCUCGUCUCACGCCGGCGAUCAACCUGCGGAGGCGGCAAGCCCACCCGCAGUGUCAGGGAGGGUGGCACUGGCGGAGACUGCAGACACAGCUUGGUCGAGCGCGGGCGGACUUCGGCACUGCGGUUCAGCUCUGGUCUCCGUGUCGGGCUCGACGGCCUCCUGCGCGGGGGCCGUUGGCGCCUCCUGCGGCGACUCCGCGGUCGCGGCGUCUCAGGCGCCUGCCGCGGGCGCAGCUGUUUCGCGAAGCAAGCGCGUGUGGAUGCGGUCGGUGGCAGCCCUGACGCGCCGCGGGAAAGCAUGCGAGGAUGAGCUGAAGCCCAGCGCCGCGGCGAAUUCCUCGCCUUCGCUCCUCAGUUCGAGCCCCCCAACACAGGAAGGACGCCCGGGCGCGCCAGCUGCGCCGCCCCGUCCCACCGCGCGACCUCCGCCGGCUGCAGGGACUGACUACGCGGGUCUGCAUCCGUUCCCCGUCGUCCUGAAGGGCGGCGCGGCGAAGACCGGCAAGCAGCCGCUGGCCUCGGAGGUCUGGUGCGUCCGCGCUGUGGAAACUGGAGACAGAGCGGCAAUCUGGUCGAUCGCGAUCUCGCCUGCCGGAGACUGGCUCGCCGUCGCGGGGCAGACCGGCGUCAUCUCGCUCUGGGUCGUUCCGCUCGCUUCUUCCCCUUCUGCUUCUCGCGCGCGCGGGGCGAGGCAGGAGUGUACAAAGUACAAGGCAGAGAGAAGCUCGCGUCGAGCCGAGCGCGCGCCGUGCCCAGGGACUUGGAGGGACGGGCUCGAAGGCUCGGAGGCGUGCUGCCGGGAAGAGCCCCGGCGCGACCGCGCGAGCCCCGAGCCCGGGGUCACCAGGUCCCCGAGCGGCCGCUGCGGUGACGCGCAGGAGGGACAGCCGCGCGGAGAGAGACGCGACGACGGGCUGCGGCACAGCGAUGGCGACGGGCAAGAAGACGACCGUGGAGGCGCUCGCAGGGCGCAUUCGCCUUCGUCGCUGAACGGGGCUGCGUCGCUGGGGCUCGACAGGGAAGAGCGGCGAGCCGAGGGACAGCCGCCGCUGCUUCUGCUGCAGUCUGGGAGCCACGCCUCGCCAUGUUCGCCGUUGUCGUCUGCGGCCUCUCUGCCUCUUGAACACGUCGACUCUGCAGCGUCGGCUACGCCUCUGUCGCCUUCCUCUUCGCUCGCCUCCUCCUGUGCUUCGUUAUCCUCCUCAGGGUCUUCGUUCGCCUCCUCUUCGUCUUCGUUCGUCUCCUCUUCCUCGUCUACGUUUACGCGUUCGAGGAGUGAGGAGAGGCGCGAGGCUCGCAGAUUCUCUGCGCCUCUGGCUGCCGCGUGGAGUACGCCUUCGCCGCGGGCCGCUGGCGCGGCCUCAGCCGCCGCCCUCGCCCCGCGGGGAGCUGCGGAGAACGCCUCGGUCUCGCGCACCCUAAGCUUUCUGCCUGCGGCGCUCUCGGCCUUUCCGCCCGCCGACCGCGCCGCGAGCCCCGUCCCCGAGCCGCGCGCCAACCGCGCCGCGGGAGCGAGAGACGUGCACGCGACUGAGUCGCCCGCAGCGACGGAGACGGGGCUCGCGCCGCCGGCGCCGGCAGCAGCAGCGGCGCGCGAGUCUCGGGAGUCCGCCGCGCCGGCGGACGUCUUCGCGGCGGCGACUCGUAUUUCUGUGCUGAGCGGCGCGUCGCUUCUUCCCAGCACCCCUACCCGGUGGCUAGGAGCGAACAACAGCCCGACGAAUCUGCCCUCGCAUACGGGGGAAGAGGCAGCCGCGUGUCUCUCGCUCGGGUCGCCGAGCCGGCGCACGCAGUCUGCGGAGGCCCUCGCAGCGCCGAGCAGGCGAGACGCGGCGAAAGACGCGCCGGAGAGGGAGCGAAGCGAGGCAGGGCACCCCGCGCAGGAAGGCGAGAAGCAGCGCGCGCCGUGGUUCGUGAACGACCGACCGAAUCUCUGCCUGACUGGACACUGCGCCGCGAUCGUCCAACUCGUCUGGGCGCCCAGCAAAACGCGCGCGCUCCUCCUCAGCGCCUCCCUCGACAAAACUGUGCGCCUGUGGCGGCCGGGGAAGCAGCCUCAGGCGAUCGCGGUGCUGCGGUGUCGAGACUGGCCAACGAGCGUCGCCUUCCACCCCAUUUUCACCGACGUGGUUUUCACAGGCUGCCUCGACGCCACAGUCCAGGUGUGGAGACUCUUUCCGGUGUCGGCUUCGCAGCCGCUCGCGCCUCCGCGGCGGGGACGCAGGGCCUGCGGGCGGUCGCAGCCGAGGCUCGUCUUCGAAGCGCGCGUCGUCGAGUACCUCAAAGUUACGGAGCUCGUCACGGCUAUUUCGCUCUCGCCCGACGGAGCCGUGUUGGCUGUCGGCUUCAGAAAUGGGACAAUCGCCUUCUACGACGCACAGACACUCAAGUUCCGCUACGAGUUAGACUGCAAAAACAGGAAGGGAAAGUUUUCCAAGGGCCGCAAGGUCACGAGUCUCGAGUGGCAGACCAACGGCCUCGCGCUCUGCGUAACGACGAACGACUCGCGCAUCCGCAUCUUCAAAGUCGCAGAUCUCUCUUGCGCGGCGAAGUUCAAAGGCCACGUGAACGAGCAAAUCAUGCUGCGUGCGAAUUAUACAAACGACAGCACAGGCAUCGUGUGCGGGUCUGAGAACGGCUGGAUCUGUUACUGGGCGGUCCCGGAUCCGCGCUCGUCCCUCUUAGAAGGGGAGAGACAGUUCCGCGGAGGCGUCCUCAGCAGCAAGAUGCCAGUUCCCGCCGCCAAGCGGAAGCCGACGAAUGCCAACGCCGUCAGCUUCAAAGCGUUCACGGAGCUGUUGACCUGCAGUCUGGUCGCGCCAGCUUGUUUUUCUGCGUCGCUAGCUGCGCACCUUUCGGUUCAUCCGCUCGCGCCUCCGCUGGCCAGGCAGCCGACGAGCCACCACCUCGCGGCGCUUCGCAGGCUGACAUUCCGCUCGGAGUCCCUCACGCUUCGGUCGCGACUGCUGAGUUUCGCUGGGGGUCCCAAGGCGCCGCCACAGAACUUCGACGAGAAACCCAGACCAAGUUGCUCCGUCACGGAGAGCCUCGCGCCGCAGAGCGCCUUUCUGCCUUCGCCUCUGGUGGCGCCGCGUCAUCCGUCGCGCGCGGCUUCACCCGCGUCCAGAGACGGCGUGGAAGACGAAGGCGCGAGCAGACCUUUCGAGGUGCGCGGGCAGGACGGCGCGACGCGCACCUUCUUCCGCGGAAUCAGCUUGGGAAAACUGCGCCAUAGCUCGCCGCCCACGGGCGACGACCGGAGGAAAGCAUGUGGCUCUGCGAGCGCGGGGCUUGCAGCGGAGGGAGAAGAGAGGGACGCGUCGCCGCGGCGACCGUCAUCGGUCUCGUGGAAGGCGCGCGGCGCCGAGGAGGAAACGCGCGAAGCGAGCGAGAGAGGCGACGAUGCGGGUCACGCUUCGUCCUCGGCAAGCUCGGCGUCGCCAACGAGCCUCUCUCUGCUCAGAGCGGACUCGACACCUGCAGACUCCCUCGCUGCCGCGCUCGGCGAGCAGGUUGCACGGGCGGAGGAAAGACGCGCGAGAGGGGCACACGCAGAGGAAAGGGAACGGUACUUCCAGGUGGAAGACGAACUCCAUAUUUCCCUGCCGCCCGCGGUCUACCAAGCAGAGUGCGAGCGACGCAGUUCGGUCCCGUCGGCUCGGCUUGUGGUGCUGGCUGGUAGCCACCACGGCAAACUGCGGAUUUUUGUAAAUUUCGGGAAGGAGCUACGAAAUCCAUGA
This is a messenger RNA of Besnoitia besnoiti, 4878 nucleotides long. RefSeq lists its product as uncharacterized. The transcript has 17 exons. The coding region runs from base 1 to 4878 and encodes 1625 amino acids. Gene Ontology annotation, molecular function: protein binding. Lineage: Eukaryota; Apicomplexa; Conoidasida; Eucoccidiorida; Sarcocystidae. The record is from RefSeq and is a predicted model, not a curated record.